AUGCCGGGUGGUUCCAGCUCGAAGAAGAGGAGCCGGAGGAGGCGCAAGCGCAAGCGGAAGCCGAACCCCGCGACGCAGCUCACCGACGACCUCCUCGUCGACAUCCUCUCGCGCGUGCCGUACAGGUCCCUCUGCCGCUUCCGUGCUGUACCGUCGCGGUACCUGUGCCUGCGAUGCGAGACAGCGAGAGGGCCAGAGGGGCAGGGCAUGCCGCUUGGCGCUUGGGGGCUUGGGGCCUUGGGCCUGGCCGCCUGCAGCCUGCCAUGUGCCAUCGAUUUGGCCUACUAUACACCUACAGGCCUGAGGAGGCUCCCCCAGACACUUGCCGGCUUCUUCCACCCAAUCCCCAUCGCCGCCCUUGACGACGGCGGCUCCUCGGACUCGGAAUCGACGCCGGUUCGCUACUACUUCACCAACGUGUCCGGGACCGGCCGCCCGCUCAUCGACCCUUCAUUCCCGUUCCUGCCCCGCCACGACCGGGACGUCGACCUGGAGGACAGCUGCAACGGCCUCCUCCUCUGCGUCAGCUUCACGGACACCGAGGAGGACGAGUUCGACGACCUCGACAGCUACCUCAGGGGAGAUUGCAUCUUGCAAAUAAUGAUGAUAUGGCCAGUGCAUUACUAA
This is a messenger RNA of Miscanthus lutarioriparius, 627 nucleotides long. NCBI's taxonomy places the organism in Eukaryota, Viridiplantae, Streptophyta, Magnoliopsida, Poales, Poaceae. The record is from the annotation of a GenBank genome assembly.